This is a messenger RNA of Ailuropoda melanoleuca (giant panda), 499 nucleotides long. RefSeq names its product ATPase H+ transporting V1 subunit G3 (gene ATP6V1G3). Gene Ontology annotation, biological process: synaptic vesicle lumen acidification. Bases 114 to 470 code for a protein of 118 amino acids. The record is from RefSeq and is a predicted model, not a curated record. Gene Ontology annotation, cellular component: synaptic vesicle membrane; vacuolar proton-transporting V-type ATPase complex; vacuolar proton-transporting V-type ATPase, V1 domain. Gene Ontology annotation, molecular function: ATP hydrolysis activity; proton-transporting ATPase activity, rotational mechanism. The transcript is spliced from 3 exons. NCBI's taxonomy places the organism in Eukaryota, Metazoa, Chordata, Mammalia, Carnivora, Ursidae.
UUUAGAACUCACUGUUGACACAACAACCUGAGUUUUGUGGUGAUUUCUAGAAGGAUAAAUAGAUCCACCACUUUCCAGAUUUCAGAAAGCCACCUAACUCGAAGCAGGCUGCCAUGACCAGCCAGUCUCAGGGGAUCCACCAGCUCCUCCAGGCAGAAAAAAGGGCCAAGGACAAGCUAGAGGAAGCCAAGAAGAGAAAAGAGAAGCGACUGAAGCAAGCUAAAGAAGAAGCUAUGGCAGAAAUUGACCAGUACAGAAUGCAGAGAGAUAAGGAGUUCAGACUGAAACAAUCUAAGGUAAUGGGCUCUCAAAGUAAUGUCUCAGAAGAAAUAGAAGAGCAAACACAAGGGAAGAUAAAAGAACUGAAUGGAAGCUACAACGAGUACGUGGAAAGUGUGUUGAAACAGCUUUUGAACAUUGUUUGUGAUGUGAAGCCAGAAAUCCAUGUAAACUACAGAGCCACCAACUAAAUGUGCAUCCUACUGUUCAAUAAAUGGUA